AUGAACAGCUCUGGCGAUCAGUUGGAAUACACCGGAGGCUUCCCUGCGCUUGAGGGAGAAGAACUGAAAGUAGCCCUGCCCGUCAUCUUGGGGGUCAUCUGCCUGGUUGGUUUGGUGGGCAACAGCCUGGUGGUGAUGGUCCUGCUGAGGGACCUCAAGCAAGGCAAGAGUACAGCAGUCCAUGGCUUGAUCCUGUUGCUGAGCAUCACUGAACUCCUUCUACUGUUGUUAUGCGCUCCCCUGCGUGUCUCCACUACCCCCAGGCAAGACUGGUCACCAAGCUGGGUGCUGUGCAAAUCAUCAGAGUACCUCCUGCAUGCGUGCCUCUUGGCUAAGAGCUUCACCUUGGCCGCGGUAGGGCAUGCCCGGUACAGGCAGGUGAGCCACUUGGCAAAACACGGCCGUCCAGAGUGCCCACGGGUGUGGGUGUUGGCAUGCAGUACAUGGGUGUUUGCCCUUCUCUUGCCUAUCCCCCAGUGGCUCUUUUCAACUGCUGGACACAAGCACCAGUUUGCAUCCUGUGUCUUUGAGGUCCCUCCGACUGCUGCUAACUUCAUGAGUGCCUAUGGUGUGGCUUACCCACUCAUUGCCUAUGGGAUUCCCAUGACCUUUGCCAUCGUCUGCCACCUCAAAGCCCUGCUACUUCACACACCCAGGAGGGAUCGUACACCCAACCGCAGAGAGCCCCAGGCCAGAAGGGUCACCCUUCUGCUGUGGGGGCUGAGUGUUGGAUUCACUGUCAUGUGGCUGCCAGACUGGGUGGUGUGGAUGUGGGUCAGGCACAGGAAACCCAGUGGCCCCCGCCCACCCAGUGCUCUGCUGAUCCUGGCUCAGCUGCUGCUUUUUGCCAAUGGUGUUCUCAACCCCCUGGCACUACUCACUGCCUCCCAGGACUUCAGGGAUGGUGUGAGGAGCAUCUGUCAGAUGGCCAGCCAUGGUGUUCCCAGGGCUAGAGGGUCUGAAGGGACUGCAGUAUUGCCCAGCACUCUGGGUCAGAAGAGCUUGGGAACCAACAAUGCCCUGCCCACCAUCUCAGGUUGCCGAGAGGUGCUUACCUGUCAGGAUGUGGUGCAGAACAUCCCACCUGAUGUGCAGCACUUCUGGCAGGACAGGAAAAAUACGGCACCACCAGAAAACAAUGACCCAAUUCCCUGGGAGCGUCAAGGAAGCUCCUAA
This is a messenger RNA of Rhincodon typus (whale shark), 1176 nucleotides long. RefSeq names its product G-protein coupled receptor 151-like. Gene Ontology annotation, biological process: G protein-coupled receptor signaling pathway. The transcript has a single exon. The record is from RefSeq and is a predicted model, not a curated record. The coding region runs from base 1 to 1176 and encodes 391 amino acids. Lineage: Eukaryota; Metazoa; Chordata; Chondrichthyes; Orectolobiformes; Rhincodontidae. Gene Ontology annotation, molecular function: G protein-coupled receptor activity. Gene Ontology annotation, cellular component: membrane.